Drosophila busckii is the source of this 2001-nucleotide messenger RNA. RefSeq names its product organic cation transporter protein (gene SLC22A). Bases 141 to 1874 code for a protein of 577 amino acids. The record is from RefSeq and is a predicted model, not a curated record. Gene Ontology annotation, molecular function: transmembrane transporter activity. Gene Ontology annotation, biological process: transmembrane transport. The transcript is spliced from 5 exons. Gene Ontology annotation, cellular component: membrane. Lineage: Eukaryota; Metazoa; Arthropoda; Insecta; Diptera; Drosophilidae.
GUGGCGUGCACAACGUUCAAAUUGGUCGGUGGCGUAAAUAAACUUGGCAAAAGAAGCAAUAAAGAAAGGCGCGCGUAUAAAUAAACCGCGAGUAAAUGUGUAGAAUUUUGCGUUAAGUGCGCAAAGGGAACGAUAAACAAAUGACAGCCAUGGAUGUGACACCACCCAGUGGUGGCGGUGGCGGCACCGCAAUUGCAAUGGAGCCAACCACGGGCAAACUCGCUGAAGAUCCGCAGGAUCAUACGCUGGAUGCCAUACUGAAGCACAUUGGCCAAUUUGGGCGCUUUCAGUUAAUGAUCUUCAUGCUCAUCUGCCUGCCCAUGAUGUUUCACGCCAUGUUCUCCGUAACUUACGUCUUUACGGCCGGCACAGUGGUGCACAGAUGUAACAUUACAGAAUGUGAUAGGCCGGACAGUCGGUAUGAGGAGCCGUGGACACAGUUUAGCAUACCCAAGCGGGGCAACGAUCUGGACAAGUGCACACGCUAUGGCAACGACAAGCUGACCAACUGGAAUCAUUCGCUCAACAUUUGCCUAGCUGAGAACUAUGACCAAACGUCCAUUGAGAGCUGCCCCCACGACAGUUUCAUAUUCCGCGACGAAGAGGUUACCAUUUCCAAUGACUUUGGCAUUUACUGCGAUGAUGAAUGGAAAUUAUCACUUGUGGGCACCAUUAAUAAUCUUGGACAAUUCUUUGGCAUACCGCUAGGUGGUUUCUUAGCAGACCGUUAUGGACGCAGCUUUUCCAUUGCCUUGGGCGGCAUUUUGGGCGCAGUGCUGGGCAUUGUGCGCUCCUACUCACCGAGCUAUGUGUGGUUCCUAAUCUUUGAGUUCCUGGACAACAUGACCAGCAGCACUUUGUACUCCACAUGCUUUGUUAUUGGCAUUGAAUUGGUGGGACCUAGGCGGCGUGUUGUCGCCUGCAGCGUCAUUACCAUCUUCUAUGCCGUCGGUGAAGUUGCGCUGGCCAUGUUUGCCAAGUACUUCCCGGACUGGCGCAUACUGCUGCGCAUUACCUAUAUACCAUCCUUGAUACUGCUCACCUACUUUUGGAUCUUACCCGAGAGCGUGCGCUGGUUGCUCAGCAUGGGCAAGGAGGAGCGCGCCAAGGCAAUUCUGCGGCGAGCUGCCAAGGUGAACAAGCGCAAGUUGUCGGAGAGUGCGCUGGACAAGCUGGUCAUUGCCAAUCGGGACAAGCUGCAGCAGUCGACGGAGAGCAAGUUCCCUAUACGUUUAGCCUUCAGCAACUUUAAGUGGCGCAUUGCCAACUGCUCGCUCUGCUGGAUCGUGCAUGUGCUCGUCUACUACGGUCUCAGCCUGAAUGUGGUGCUGCUCGAUGGCGACAAGUACAAUAAUUUUGCCUACAUAGCGCUCGUCGAGAUUCCCGGCUUCUUCUUGCCGCUGCUCAUAAUGGAUCGCAUUGGCAGACGCUACUCGCUGUUCUCACUAAUGUUGCUCAGCGCUCUCUGCUGCAUUGGCACCAUCUUUGCCGCCAACCAUCAGCUGCUGCAGCUCAUACUGUUCCUGGUGGGCAAACUUACCAUUACAGCCAGCUUCCAGGUGCUCUACUUCUUUGCCUCCGAAAUCUUUCCCACAAAUCUGCGCAACAGUUUGCUCAGCUUUUGCUCUAUGAUGGGCAGAUUCGGAUCCAUGCUGGCACCACAGACGCCACUGCUGGCCAAGUAUUAUACCAAUGCACCCGCCAUACUCUUUGCCAGCGCUGCCAUAUUGAGUGGUUGCCUAUCGCUCUUCUUCCCCGAGACCACAAACACCACAUUGCCCACCACGCUGGAGGAAGCAGACGCCAUAGGCAUUAAGAAGAAACCCUCCAAGGCGCAGGACCUAAAUGUACCGACUACUAUCGCAGCUUCUUAGCUCUAAGCAUAAUCAUAAGCAAGCCAGCCAAGACAAUACAAAGUUUAAAAGACAUACUCUGUCUAUGCAUUAUAUAUAGAUAUCUAAUAAUAGAUAUUAUCUAUACAGUAUACAUAUUAUGUACAAA